This is a messenger RNA of Ostreococcus tauri, 855 nucleotides long. RefSeq names its product Histone-fold. The record is from RefSeq and is a predicted model, not a curated record. Gene Ontology annotation, biological process: regulation of DNA-templated transcription. Gene Ontology annotation, cellular component: nucleus. Gene Ontology annotation, molecular function: protein heterodimerization activity. The transcript has a single exon. NCBI's taxonomy places the organism in Eukaryota, Viridiplantae, Chlorophyta, Mamiellophyceae, Mamiellales, Bathycoccaceae. Bases 1 to 855 code for a protein of 284 amino acids.
AUGCCGCCCAAACCGAACGCCCUGGCGUCGCGGAUCAAGCGGUUGAUGCAAAAAGACGAUGAGGUGGGGAAGAUCGCGGGCGCGGCGCCGAUCGUCCUGGCCAAGGCGCUCGAACUCUUCGUGAAGCAGUUGACGACGACGACGGCGGACGUGGCGGCUUUACACGGGGCGAAGAUCGUCAACGCGAGUCAUCUGAAGGGAGCGGUGGAGACGGUGCCGCAGCAGUUUGAUUUCUUGAGUGAUUUGGUGGAGGACGCGGCGGAUCUGCCGCCGCCGCCGGAUCUGAAUGAGUUGGAGCGCGAGUUGAAGGAGAAGGCGGAGGCGCCGGCGGGGGGGAAGAGGGGUGGGAAGAGAGCGAGGAGUGGGAAGAAUGCGAACACGAGCGGAGAUCUCGGAGAUCUCGGGGAUCUGGGCGGAACGACGACCGAGGCGAGAUCGCGGGCGAAGCCGAAGCCAAAGGCGCCGCGUCGACGCGCGAAGAAAAAGGUUGAAGAUGAUUUUAUCGAUGACGAGGAGGAGGAGGAUUUCGGAGGAGAUGCGAGCGAGACGGAGGACGAGUUCGAUCCGGAUGAGGUGGUGGAACCGCGAGCGCGAUCGACGAGAUCGAGAAGAGGCGUCGCUCGGAAGACGUAUCGGGACGAUUUGGACGAGGAUUUUGAGGACGACGACGUAGAUGCGGCGCCCUCGAAGCGUCGCGCGAAGAGGGAAGAAGACAUCGCGGUCGAAGAAGUGAAGGAAGAAGUCGAGGCAGCGAAUGGUGGGGAUUUGGGUGGAUUCAGCUCGCUCGCAGACGACAUGUUUGCCGCGGGUUCGCUCACUGCAGACGUGGGUGCGGACGAAGAUGAUUACGAUUGA